GAGGAGUCGCCAACAAUCAUCGGAGUCUCCUAUAGGUCUCUAGACCUUUAAAACCGGUACUGCUCCAGUCCUCCAUCGACAGUCGUCUUCCAGAGAGAGAGAGAUGGCGCGAUCUUCAUCGUCGACCACCACCAGAGAUGCUCAAGCCCUCUUCCACUCUCUACGAUCGGCCUAUGCUGCCACUCCUACCAAUCUCAAGAUAAUCGAUCUGUAUGUGAUUUUCGCGAUCCUCACGGCCAUGUUUCAGGUCUUGUACAUGGCAAUAGUUGGAUCGUUCCCUUUCAACUCUUUUCUCUCGGGAGUUCUUUCUUGCAUAGGGACCGCAGUGCUUGCAGUGUGUCUUCGCAUACAAGUCAACAAAGAGAACAAGGAAUUCAAGGAUCUACCACCUGAACGUGCUUUUGCAGAUUUUGUGCUCUGCAAUCUUGUUCUUCAUCUGGUGAUCAUGAAUUUCAUAGGAUAGAUCAAAUCAAUAACCUGCGGUGAUGACUCAAGCACCCUUUGAUUUUGCGCAAAUGCUUUUAUAGUGUUUUCCUCACCUGUUAUGUUCAACUCAUCCAUUCGAAAACUUGAUUAGGAGCUACCACCCAUAGCUUGGCCAUUUGGUUUCGAUGGGCAUUUUCAUCUAUUAUUUUAAAUAUAUUUGCUUCUAAUAGGUAGAAAGGAAA
Molecule: messenger RNA, 668 nt
Organism: Magnolia sinica
Lineage: Eukaryota; Viridiplantae; Streptophyta; Magnoliopsida; Magnoliales; Magnoliaceae
Product: dolichyl-diphosphooligosaccharide--protein glycosyltransferase subunit DAD1
Exons: 5
Coding region: 104-463 (119 amino acids)
Biological process (GO): protein N-linked glycosylation
Cellular component (GO): oligosaccharyltransferase complex; membrane
Source: RefSeq, a predicted model, not a curated record